AUGAACGGUUGGGCAACUGAUCCAACAGAAACGAUUGCAUGGCUUUGUAAAGUUCGUGCUCAUAUUGUAUUCUCAUCAAGAACUAUCGCAUUAUGGUUGAUCACAUUUGCUACAAUUGAUCGUUGGUUUCUAUCAAAUAUUAAUGUACAUCGUCGACAUUUAAGUACAUUAAAAAAUGCUCAACGAAGUGCAAUAUUCAUUACAAUUUUUUCAAUUAUUCUCUAUGCUCAAAUGUUUUAUUGUUAUGAAGCAAAUCUUAUGAAUACACCAUUGAAAUGUUAUGGAAAAACAAAAGUUUUUCGUCAUUUAACAGAUUUAUCAUUGACUUUUAUUACUGUUCUAUGUCCUUUGUUUGUUAUGAUUAUAUUUGGUUUGUUAACUAUAUCAAAUAUUCGUCAAUCUCAUCGUCGAAUACAAAUAUUAAAGACAGAAAAUAUUGAUCAUAGUAUAAAUAAACCAUCAGGAUUAUCUAAUGAAAAUCCACAACAAAAAUUAAAAAGAAAAACUGAUCGAAGUCUUCUUCGAAUGUUGUUUGUACAAGUAAUUAUUCUUACAAUACUUACUCUUCCAUUAUCAAUUCAAAAAUUUUAUUCAACAAUAUCUAGCGAGAAUAUAUCACCAGUAGAAGAUGCAAUUGAUAUGUUUGUUUAUAACAUGGCUAUUUUACUUUAUUGUAUUUCGAAUGGAAUGCCUUUUUAUAUCUAUACAUUAUGUGGUGGAACUAUUUUUCGUAAGGCACUUUCUGAUUUUAUCCAAACUAUGAAACGAAAAAUUAUAUGUAAAUAA
Adineta steineri is the source of this 786-nucleotide messenger RNA. The record is from the annotation of a GenBank genome assembly. NCBI's taxonomy places the organism in Eukaryota, Metazoa, Rotifera, Eurotatoria, Adinetida, Adinetidae.